Messenger RNA from Dermatophagoides farinae (American house dust mite), 4524 nucleotides. NCBI's taxonomy places the organism in Eukaryota, Metazoa, Arthropoda, Arachnida, Sarcoptiformes, Pyroglyphidae. The record is from RefSeq and is a predicted model, not a curated record.
CAUCAUUGGUAUUAUUGAUGUCGUCAAGUUUAAGCUGUUUAAAAAAUGAUGAUGAUGAUGAUGAUGAUAUGGUGAAUGAAUGGUGGUUAGUGAAAACAAUGAAAUUCUGCCACCAUAUAGCCACCAUAUAUAAUAUAAGAUGUUUUAAUAGUUAAAAAUACACCAAAUAGCUGACAGCCGCAUCAUCAUUAAUGUACCCUACAUUGGCCGAUAUAUACCCAUCAUCACAGUUGUUGGCUAUAUAUAAGACGGCCCAUUUUGAUUCGAGGAGCAACGAACUGGAACUAGCGGCGGCUAUUCAAUAUUAUAUCCAUAGAAACCAGGAUUGAGCAGUAACAUUCAUAAAUGUAUUCGAUCAUCAAUAAUAAUAUAAUGGGAGUAUGGCACAAUUGGUUAUGCGUUAGGUGGCGUUUUUUGUGUCCCUGGAUUUUUUUUUCUCAUUUCUAACACAACGAAUUUAGGUCUUUGACUCCCUUUCUCGCUAGUAUGCCGAAUCUGAUCAAAUUAAAUUUAUAAACUCGUAACAAUAAUUUCAAGAUGUGACAAAGUAAAUUGUCAAGCAAAAUUCCGGACAGAUAGCUAUUAUUAUAUUUAUCAACGAAGAAUUGAUCGUUUUGCUCAAAUUCGAGUGAAAUCGUCAUUAUUAUUGAAUGAAAAAUGAUUCGAAUGGCUCAAAAUCUUUUCUAUUCUUUUCUUUUUGUUUUUUAUGCAAUUUCAUUUUCGCAAACAUUCGAAUGGAACAAUCAAAUACAAUUGACACGAAAACUGAGUCCAUUACGUUCGUAUAAGGAUGCUCAGUUUUUUCGUUUCCAAAUACCGCCGGAACUCAGCAAUGCCGUAUUUCGGUUGAAUGCAUCGCAAUCCGAAUUGCCGAUCAAUGUGACCAUGUGGCAAGAUCAUUAUUCAGCAUGGAAUAUAACACAUCUAUCCAAAACGAAUAUGGCUGAUACCAUACCUAUUACGGCCACCGAUCAAUGGCCAUCAUUACCUAGUUGGAUCAAUGCAACCAAAAUAGCAAUCUAUUCGGAAAAAAUAAAUAAAUUUUAUCGAUCAGUACUGAGCACUGCUUGCCGAAAACCGUUGCAUGUUAAAUUUUAUCUUCGUUGGCAAUCACUUCCAUUAUUAUCGAUACGGAAUGCAACCAUACCGGAUAAUUUUAUAUUCAAAAAUUCAACCGAUCAGUAUGUUGUUGAUCUGAAAACGGAUGGCCAAAUUGUUGAACUGAAUCUAACGAAUCCAUUACCCGGUGAUUGGUAUGGUAUGGCAUUCAUCAACAAAACCAAUGAUAAAAUCGCACAGAAAGGUCUUGAACGUGAAUGCAUUUAUCGGUUUAAAUCAAGCGUUUCUUUAAUUGGCACUGCAAUGAAUCGUGUGAGCGUUUUGAAGCCAUCACAUACUUUCAUGUUGAAACAAUCUUUGGUUAUUGACCAGCAAAAUAUUCAACCAGAGCUUCUCUUUAAAUUUUUCCUCAAUCUACACGAAUCAUACGGUGUCAAGAUUGUUAUAACCAACUGCCAAUAUCGACCGUCAUCAUCAUCAUCGGCAAAUAUCCGUCAUCAUCCAUCGAAUCAAUUGCCAUCGUAUCAAUCAUCUAUGGUGAUGAAUAACGGUGAUCCGAUGCUUGUUCAACACAAUACAAAUUUUUCAUCAUCAUCAUCAUCAUCAUCAUUGAAUAUGACCAAUAUCUGCCCAAUUGAAUUAAAUUUUCGAGCACUUGCACUGCCAAAUACAACCACUCGAGAUUAUUCAUUCAAUUGCCAGACGAAUCAAACGAAUGUUGAAUUGAGCAAUGAUAAAUGUAUCAUUGAUUUACCAAGCUUUGUUCCGGAUCAUUGGAAUUAUUUACAGAUUGUAUCAACAGUGAACAAUAUGAUUAUGAUCAAUGAUCAUCAUCAAACUCAUAAAACAAUCUUUGGCGAACAAUAUCGAACAAAAUUAAUGUUUGGCUCAAUCAAUUUUACCAUACAACUUCUUGCCGGUCAGGAAGCCUUUCUAUAUAAUUAUUUUAAUGAUCAAAAUUGUCAAAUGGCUGCUGGCCAAAAUCAGCCACAGCCUCAACAACAGCAACUAACAAGCACAACAAUGGCAUCGAACAUUAUGUCGUUGAACAAUUAUAAUUUUGUAACAAAAAAUAAGAAUGAAUCGCCAGUAUCGGCAAUCGUCGAUGACAAUUCCAAAGUAAAUUUUUUAUCAACAAAUCGGCUUUCCAAUAAUUUGGCAAAUUAUAACAUUGCCAAACAUAAUAAUUCGGAUAGAAAACCUGCCUAUCCUUUCGAUCAGAUCGAUUCGGAUGUUGACAUGAAAAUCAAUUCAAUGAAAAAUGAAAAAGCUUCCACUGUAUCGAUCAAUAAUUAUGAUUCACUUGAAUAUAAUGAAGAUGAUGGCGAUUUUAUUGAUGUCACCGAAAAUCAAAUCAGCAAAAGAUCAGCCGAUCAGAACCGUGAUCGCAAGAAACAGGAUAAAAAAGCCAAAGAAGAACGACGACUUAAGAAACAAAAGAAUAAAAAUCGACAACGAAAUAGAGAUAAAGCUUUAGCCGAAAAACAAUGUCAGUUCGAACCUUCGAAAAUAAUGGCUUCGUUAGAUGAGGAUGAUAUGGUCAAUAUGACCACAUUUGCAGUCUACAAUCUUACACGAUAUCAAAGUUCGGAUGUUUUCACUUUCCGUUAUAGUCCGACAAUGAUAAUCGAUGAUGAAUUAUUGAACACGAAUCAAUCAUAUUCUAGUCAAGCCAAUUUCAUCGAAAUCGAUAAUGAUCGAUUUGCUUUGUUUAAUUUUACAAUCAUACCUCAAUAUGAUAUUGGUGGCAAUCUAGAAAUUGAUUUCGCCAUCUCACCAUGGACCAAUCAUACACAUCAGAAUGUUACGGCCAUCCUUUGUUUGACGCACAAUCGAUUACCACCAUUAUCACUGACAUCCACUGGCAUUCAAUUUGAUGAACAUUGCUAUGGCCAUCUUGUAUCGAAUACUUCUCAGGCAAAUUUCACAACAAUGGGAAGUGAGUUGCAAUCAUUAGUUGUACCUUAUCCACAAUCUGGAACAUGGUUCAUUUCGAUUCUGGCUCGAUGUUAUAGUAGCCACGAUGAAGAUAUCGAUGAUGAUUUCAAUUCAUUAAUGAAUGCCGAUUUCAGCACCGUUAGCUGUGAUUAUUUGAAUAAAACAUCCAUCAUGAUCGAUAUUCAUUCAGCUUCAUGUUUAAAUUCUCGUUGUUUGAACAACGGUAAAUGUCAACAAUAUAUGAAUGUUGGAAUCCUUUAUUCAACAUGCUCAUGUCGUGCAGGUUGGAAAGGAUUAGUUUGUAAUGAUGGAAGCGAAGCGUUAUCCGCACAAAAACUACUCAUCAACUUUCUCAUAUUGACCAUCAGCAAUGCAGCAUUUAUACCGGCAAUUGUUCUGGCAGCAUGUCGACGUUAUUUCACCGAAUCGGCCAUCUAUUUCAUCACAAUGGUCUCAUCAGCGUUAUAUCAUGCUUGCGAUAGCGAUUUCUCACAAUCUUAUUGUGUCUUUAGUGUUGGACUGUUACAAUUCGCUGAUUUUUACACAGCAAUAUUAUCAUUCUUUGUCACAUUAUUGACAUUAGCAUGUUUAUCACCUGGAUGUAAAUCAUUUUUCCAUCUAAUGGGUGCCAUCUCUAUUGCAUUGAUCACCCAGAAUGAUCGUACAAGCCUAUGGACAUUUGUCAUUCCGGCUGGUCUCGGAACAUUACUCAUGUUCUGCUGUUGGUGUUCACGUUGUUGUCGAAAAUCCUGUUAUCCACCCGUACGCUGUUGGAUAUUUUCCAUAUGUCCAGCGCUGAUUUUAACCAUUGUUGGAUUGAUAAUCUAUGCAUUUUUAGAAACACAAGAUAACUAUGCCAUUACUCACAGCGUUUGGCAUGGUGUUGUUGCAUUGGCAUUAUUUUUGGCAAUACCAUCGAUGCCAUCACAAAAUCCAGCGGAAAAUGAUGAAGAAGAUGAGGAUCACGUCCAUUUUAUGAGCUCAUCUGGCAGCUCGACAGCAGGCGGAAGUGGUAAAGGUACAGCUAAAACUGCUACUAAUCCCGAAACCUAUUAUGAGCUAAUUGGCGAAGAAAAAUCCCAUUUGGCCCGUACACAUACCCAUACGAAUGUUCCGACCAAUGCUCAACAAAUAACCAAAACCUAUUGAUGAUAUGAUAAACUAACAUUAUACAGUAUAUGAUAGUAGUAUCAUUUUGUCCAUUUACAAAUUUGUUUCCCUUCAAAUUCCGAACAAACACACACACACACACAUAAACAUAAUCGACGAAAACAGAAAGACAACCCGAAUCGAUUAAUCAUGUAUAAAUGAUUAGGAUUCAAUGAAAACAAAAAAAACUAGUCAUUUAAUUAGGCGUCCACGUUCAUUCAUGUGAUAUUGAUGCUAAUUCUCAUUUUCAAUCCUCUCUAUCGCCAUGAACAAAAUGUUAGAUCAACUUUCGAAAGAAAUAUUUGUCUUUGUCAUUUCGGCUAAGUUUCAACGAUGACAAUCUUUAUGUAAUAAAAAAAAAUUUUUCCAAAGAAUGAU